AAUGGCCACCCUAUUCCCUAUAGCAGAGAUCAAUUAAGCUUCAUUUUCGAUCUUUUUGGGAUAAUAUUUGUAUUUCUCGAGGCCCUUGCCAUAACCAAAGCUUCAUUUUGCUUUGCAGCCUAGUAAAAAGAUGGGUUUUUCAUUUAAGAAUGAGGUGGGGAGAGGGAAAUUGGCUGUGAUAUUCAGGUAUGCUGAUUGGGCAGACAUUUUGCUCAUGUUGUUGGGUACUCUGGGAGCUAUUGGAGAUGGCAUGUCAACAAACUGUUUGCUGCUGUAUGUUAACCGCCUUUUUAACAUCUUGGGCUAUGGCAAGAACCAGAAUAGUAAUGAGAAUUUCAUGGAUGAAGUUGAAAAGUGCACUUUGUAUUUUGUAUUCUUGGGAUUAGCAGUCAUGGUGGCGGCUUUCAUGGAGGGUUACUGCUGGAGUAAAACCAGUGAGAGGCAGGUGCUGAAGAUUCGUUACCGAUAUCUGGAAGCUGUUCUAAGACAAGAAGUCGGGUUUUUCGAUUCGCAAGAAGCAACCACUUCAGAGAUAAUCAACAGCAUAUCAAAAGAUUCUUCAUUGAUACAAGAAGUUCUCAGUGAGAGGGUGCCAAAGUUUGUGAUGCACGCAUCACAGUUCAUCUCAGGAAUUGGAUUCUCAGCCUACUUCUCAUGGAGGCUGGCUUUAGUGGCACUACCAACUGUGCCUCUCUUAAUCAUUCCAGGAUUAAUCUAUGGAAAGACCCUUCUCUAUUUGUCCAGCAAGUCCUUUAAGGAGUACAACAAAGCAAAUGCCAUACUGGAGCAGGCUCUUAGCUCCAUCAAAACUGUCUAUUCAUUCACUGCCGAGAAGACUAUAGUCGACAGAUAUUCGUCGAUCCUCGAUCGGACGACGAAGCUGGGGAUUCAGAAAGGAAUUGUAAAAGGUGUUGCUGUGGGCAGCACAGGGCUUUCAUUUGCAAUAUGGGCUCUCCUUGCUUGGUAUGGAAGCUACUUGAUUAUGCACAAGGCAGAGAGUGGAGGACAAAUUUAUGCUUCAGGCAUUGCAUUCAUAAUGGGGGGAGUGUCCCUUGGAAUGGCACUUCCAGAAGUUAAGUACUUGACAGAGGCUGCAGUUGCAGCAUCCCGAAUCAUCGAUAGGAUCAACCGGAUCCCAGCAAUCGAUGGGGAAGACACAGAAGGAAUUGUUCUAGACAAGAUAAGGGGAGAAGUGGAAUUUGAACAUGUCAAGUUCACCUACCCCUCUCGCCCGGACUCCAUUGUUCUCAAAGAUUUCAGCCUCAGAAUCGAGGCCGGGAAGACUGUGGCUCUUGUUGGUGCCAGUGGAAGUGGCAAAUCCACCGUCAUUGCAUUGCUGCAGAGGUUCUAUGAUGCGGAUGGUGGGACUUUGUCCAUUGAUGGUGUUGAUAUAAAGGCAAUGAAGUUGAAAUGGCUUAGAGGCAAAAUGGGGCUUGUUAGCCAGGAGCAUGCCCUGUUUGGGACAUCUGUAAAGGGGAACAUCAUGUUUGGGAAGCUUGAUGCAACUAUGGAUGAAGUUGUGGCCGCGGCAAUGGCUGCAAAUGCUCACAAUUUCAUCAGAGAGCUGCCGGAAGGGUAUGAGACCAAGGUUGGCGAAAGAGGAGCACUCUUAUCGGGUGGGCAGAAGCAGAGAAUUGCCAUUGCCAGAGCCAUUAUUAAGAACCCCGUGAUUCUCUUGCUUGAUGAAGCCACAAGUGCACUCGAUUCAGAAUCCGAGACACUGGUGCAACAUGCUCUAGAUCAAGCCUCCAUGGGGAGAACCACUUUGGUCGUAGCCCACAAGCUCUCAACCGUGAGAAAUGCAGAUCUUAUCGCAGUAAUGAGUGAUGGUUGUGUUAUUGAAAUAGGCUCGCACAAUGAGCUAAUCAACCGGAAAGAUGGUCACUAUGCAAAACUAGCAAAGCUGCAGCGGCAAUUCAGUGUCGAUGAUCAGGAGCAGCCUCUCGAAACACAUCCCUCCUCUGCUGCAAAAGGCAGUGCUGCCAGGCUAAGCGCAGGCAGAUCGAGCCCGGCUAUAUUUCCUACGCCAUUACCCACCACCGGUGAACCUCAGCCUGCACCUUACCCGCCUCCAUACUUUUCGAGGCUCUUGUCUGUGAACUCUCCUGAGUGGAAACAAGGUGUAGUUGGAAGUUUGUCGGCCAUGGCCUUCGGUGCAGUGCAGCCUGUCUAUGCCAUCACAGUCGGGGGGAUGAUUUCAGCUUUCUUCUCACCUAGUCAUGAGGAAGUGGAGGCUAGAAUUAGGACAUACUCUUUGAUUUUCUCUUCACUCGCCUUGAUUUCCAUCGUUGUAAAUAUCUUGCAACACUACAGUUUUGCUUACAUGGGGGAGAAGCUAACAACGAGGAUCAGAUUGAGAAUGCUCGAGAAAAUAUUGAGCUUUGAACCGGCAUGGUUUGAUGAAGAGAAGAACUCAAGUGGGGCCUUGUGUGCUAGAAUGAACAAUGAAGCUUCCAUGGUGAAAUCCCUUGUCGCGGAUAGAGUUUCUCUUAUAGUCCAAACCGUUUCCUCUGUGACCAUUGCGCUGGUUAUGGGACUAGUCAUAGCAUGGAAGCUUGCACUCCUUAUGAUUGCUGUCCAACCGCUCACAAUCCUAUGUUUCUACAUGCGAAAAGUUCUUCUGUCGAGUAUUACAUCAAACUUCGUCAAGGCUCAAAAUCAGAGCACUCAAAUUGCUGUUGAAUCAGUGUACAAUCACAGGAUUGUGACUUCAUUUGGAAGCAUAAAAAAGAUUCUUCAGCUCUUCGACGAGGCUCAGGAUGAACCGAGAAAGGAGGCUAGAAAGAAGUCCUGGCUUGCAGGGCUUGGAAUGGGGUCUGCUCAGUGCCUGACCUUUUUGUGCUGGGCACUGGAUUUCUGGUAUGGUGGAAGAUUAGUAAACUCAGGAGAUAUUUCAGCAGCAGAUGUGUUCAAGACAUUCUUCAUAUUGGUGAGUACCGGGAAAGUUAUAGCUGAUGCCGGGAGUAUGACUUCAGAUAUAGCCAAAGGCUCUGCAGCUGUGGCAUCUGUGUUUGCCAUUCUAGAUCGACAAUCACUAAUUCCAGGAUCUUAUAGUGCGGGGAAUGGAACCAAGAUGGAGGAAAUGGCUGGGCAUAUAGAGAUGAAGAGGGUUGAUUUUGCUUAUCCAAGCCGGGCAAAGAAACUAGUGUUGAAGCAGUUUUGCUUGGAGGUUAAAGCAGGGACAAGCAUUGGACUUGUGGGGAGAAGUGGCUGUGGCAAAUCAACAGUGAUUGCAUUGAUUCAGAGAUUUUAUGAUGCGGAGAAGGGGACAGUGAAGAUGGAUGGGAUGGACAUAAGAUCACUUGACAUCACCUGGUACAGAAGGCACAUGGCCCUGGUUAGCCAAGAGCCAGUGAUCUAUUCAGGCAGCAUCAGGGACAACAUUAUGUUCGGGAAGCCCGGCGCAUCAGAGAAUGAGGUUGUCGAGGCUGCCAUUGCUGCCAACGCUCAUGAGUUCAUCUCGGCACUGAAAGACGGGUAUGAAACAGGAUGUGGGGAGAGGGGCGUGCAGUUAUCAGGAGGACAAAAGCAAAGAAUUGCAAUUGCAAGAGCAAUAAUUAGGAAUCCAACCACACUAUUGCUGGAUGAGGCUACCAGUGCACUUGAUGUUCAAUCCGAGCAAGUGGUGCAGGAAGCACUGGACAGGAUCAUGGUUGGAAGGACUACGGUGGUGGUGGCUCAUCGGCUAAACACCAUCAGGAAACUCGACUCCAUUGCCUUCCUUUCAGAUGGGAAGGUAGUAGAGCAAGGAAGCUAUGCUCAGCUAAAGAACCAGCGUGGCGCCUUUUUCAGCCUUGCCAGCCUUCAAAGUAAAUAGCCAGGGCUUACAUCAAACUCACUGUCUCAUUUUCUGUGGUGUACUAAUCAUAGUGCAUUUGAAAACAGAUGCAUAACCACCUUCUUGUAUAUGGUAGUCAACAUAAUCUAAUGAGAAAUGAGCACAAUUUCGAUUCAGGAAACAA
This is a messenger RNA of Diospyros lotus (date-plum), 3962 nucleotides long. Its product is annotated as putative ABC transporter B family member 8. Gene Ontology annotation, molecular function: ABC-type transporter activity; ATP binding; ATP hydrolysis activity. The coding region runs from base 131 to 3817 and encodes 1228 amino acids. The transcript is spliced from 9 exons. NCBI's taxonomy places the organism in Eukaryota, Viridiplantae, Streptophyta, Magnoliopsida, Ericales, Ebenaceae. Gene Ontology annotation, biological process: transmembrane transport. Gene Ontology annotation, cellular component: membrane. The record is from RefSeq and is a predicted model, not a curated record.